AUGCUUUUAGGUAAAUUGUACCGCUCAUCAUGCCGAUCGAUACCUGGCUGGAAUAAACUACUUCAUUAUCAUAAGCACUUGAAACAUUUGCAUAUUGAAAGUAAUGAUACUGUAGAAGAAGAUGAUGAAGGAAAUACCACUUCUUCACAAUCGUCUGACCAUGUAGUAUCCGAAAUUGAAAUUGAUCAAUCAUUACUUCAUAAAGACUUUGCCGAACAUUUACUAGAAGCAGGAAAACUUAGCGAUGCACAAUGGAUUCCGUAUGCUGAUUGUGUGUUAGUGAUGAUCCAUAUCGCACUAAUAACGGACUUGAAGUUACAUUAUCUUUGUACAGGCUACAACCGACGAUUAAAUCAGCGUGUUGGAACUCCACAUCCAAACUUGUGGAAAUUUCUUCUUCUUCUUCGACAAGAAAAAUUCGUUACAUCACAUCUACUUGUUAAAUUAAAUUCGCCACAUUCACAACAUGAUGAUGAUUAUGAUAAUCAGAAUCCAUCACUCUACUCAAUCGAACGCAAAAAAUCGUUGGCAGAAGUACUUCGUCUUCUUUCGUAUUUGGUUGCCGGCAAUUCAAAAGCAAAAAAGAACAGAAAAUCACGACAACAACGUCAAUUGAGUAAAGCAAAUAACAAACAACUACAACAACAAUUAGAUAAUAAUGCUGAUGAAAAUAACAAUGCCACGUCUGCUACAACAGCUAAUACACGACAUACACUUACACAAUCAAAACUACAAGCCAAAACAACAGCACGUUCAAAAUCACAAACUCCACAAACAACAAAUCAACCAAAACCGCGUACAAAAUCCGCAACAGCUGCUAAAUAA
Messenger RNA from Didymodactylos carnosus, 825 nucleotides. The record is from the annotation of a GenBank genome assembly. Lineage: Eukaryota; Metazoa; Rotifera; Eurotatoria; Philodinida; Philodinidae.